AUUCUGCUGAAUCACUGUUAUUAUGUCGUUAUCUGCCUCAACUCAACCACACUGUAUUAUUUAAUCUAAUGCAAUUCAGAUCAAUGAAAGUUUUUGAAUAGUAACAGUAGAAAGUAGGGUUAUAUUCCGAAAAAUCAAAAUUCCAGUGAAAUGUCAGCAAUCACCGAAAAUCAGGAAAAAUGUGGCUGGAUUAAGUUUUCCGAAAACAAACUCAUUUCCCUCGAGAAGAAAAUCUUUGAAGUCUUGCAGACAGCGUACAAAGGCUGGCAUGUCCUAAUCGACCACAAACCAAACGUUAAAGCGAAAAUAUGGACAAUCGCCAUGAACACAGAAUCAAAAAACACCCCUCUAGUCCUCCUCCACGGCUUUGGGGCCGGCGUUGGCUUCUGGUGUUUGAACUUGGAUUCUCUGGCAGCUAAUCGACCAGUUUACGCCAUCGACAUUUUAGGUUUUGGCCGAUCAUCACGACCAGAAUUCAGCAAUGACGGCCUAGAAGCUGAACAAGAAUUCAUCGAGUCGAUUGAAAAGUGGCGGAAAGAAGUCAAAUUAGAGCAGUUUAUUUUGCUGGGGCACAGCUUGGGCGGCUACUUGGCCACUAGUUACACAAUUUCGUAUCCAAACCAAGUCAAGCAUUUGAUCCUAGCUGACCCUUGGGGCUUUGUCGAGAGGCCUUCGGAUUUUAACCCUCCGCUCUGGAUGAAGACUUUGGGCAUUGUUUUGUACCCCUUUACCGCAUUCAACCCUCUAGCGACCGUUAGAGCGGCCGGGCCUUUUGGCCCUUGGAUCGUGAAAAAGAUGCGGUCAGACAUAUCGCACAAAUACGCCGGUCGUUUGGAAAAUCACGAGAUUAUAACUGAUUACAUUUAUCAGUGCAACUCACAAAAACCAACGGGAGAGACAGCGUUUCAUAAGAUGAUCAAAGGCUUUGGUUGGGCUAAAAACCCGAUGCUCAACAGAAUACAUAAACUAGAUAACAGAGUGCCGAUCACAAUAAUGAAUGGGUCCCACUCUUGGAUGGAUAAGACAGUUGGGAAAAAACUUAGAGAGAUGAGGCAAAAUUCGUACGUCAGAUUGGAAGUUAUUAAGGAUGCUGGUCAUCAUGUACAUGCGGACAAUCCUGAGUCUUUUAAUGAGAUUGUAGUUGAUGUUUGUAACUUUGCCGAGUCUAAUAAGUCAAAUGUACUAGUAAUACCUGAAAAUGAGAGCAUACAAGAGGAGGAACAAGAGGUUGUAACAGAGACACAGAUCGCCACAUCGUAGUAUUUCUUCCCCUAAAUAAGGCCUACAAUAAGACUAGAAACCUAUACUUGAGAACAAUUUUGCAGUAUUUUAUACCAAUAGAAAUGUAACAAAGUGAUGAACCAAGAGCAAUAAAUAAUUACCGGUUA
Molecule: messenger RNA, 1388 nt
Organism: Tribolium castaneum (red flour beetle)
Lineage: Eukaryota; Metazoa; Arthropoda; Insecta; Coleoptera; Tenebrionidae
Product: (Lyso)-N-acylphosphatidylethanolamine lipase
Exons: 5
Coding region: 151-1260 (369 amino acids)
Biological process (GO): lipid homeostasis; phosphatidic acid biosynthetic process
Cellular component (GO): lipid droplet; mitochondrion
Molecular function (GO): lysophosphatidic acid acyltransferase activity; carboxylic ester hydrolase activity
Source: RefSeq, a predicted model, not a curated record